AUGCUUGAAGAUAUUUCAUACACACAUAAAAAUGUUGAUUGUAAAGAAAAUUUCGAAUUACUUGAGAAGGCAGCUCAAUCAUGGCCCCUACGUAAAAAUGAUGAUACUAUCUCUGGACCAUUCCAUCAGUUACCUGUAUUGCAUUGGAAUCAUACGCAAAUUUUCGGUCAAACCUUACCAGUAGGACAAUUGUUAGCACGAAAAUUUGAUUUAUAUGGAAAAUUAACAUCGUCAAUUGACGAUAAAGAUCUUUUGCACGGUUAUAUUGAUGGUGUUGUUCCAUGUGCAUAUACCGAUGUGAUAUUCAAUAUUUUACAAUGCAUAUGGACUAUGAUUGAUUUCGUAGAUGAAAAAAAAAUCCGACGAAUCUUUUAG
Rotaria socialis is the source of this 375-nucleotide messenger RNA. NCBI's taxonomy places the organism in Eukaryota, Metazoa, Rotifera, Eurotatoria, Philodinida, Philodinidae. The record is from the annotation of a GenBank genome assembly.